AUGGACAUUAUCGAUCUGCUACAUACAGAAAAUGUGGAUGUUUCUUCAGCAGACAAGGAAGGAAAGGCUGCACCGCACGUUGCUGUAACCUCGGGUGCCGCUAGAAUCGUGAAGCAGCUAUCAGAUACAUUGGCAGAUAUUGAUGCGGCAGACAGAUGUGGUUGGACGCCAUUGGCCAUAGCAGCCGAAUGUGGUCUGCACGAUAUCGCAUUAAUUUUGCUACAGAAGAAAGCGGAUGCCAACGUGAAGUCAGCGAAUGGAAAUACAGCAUUGCGUUGUGCUGCAGGCAGUGGAUGCGCUUGGACAUGUCUGUUUCUGUUGAUGUACGGUGCUGCUAUCGACCCGAAGAAUUGUUACGGAGCUACCUCGUUGCUGAUGGCAGUUACGCACAGAAGUGCAGACGAGUUUAAGCUUCUUGUAGAUGAAGGGGCUAAUGUUGACACGAAUGAUCAUGGUAAACGGACGUCCUUGCAUCUUACCAUCAAGAAUAGAGCCAAUGAUAUCGUGGAAAUGCUUUUCGAUCAUGGAGCCUAUUUACGACUAAAGGAUAAAAGAGGAUUUACACCUCUGAUGGUCGCUGCUCAAGCUGAAAAUAUUCCUGCCAUCAGUUGUUACUGA
Molecule: messenger RNA, 618 nt
Organism: Phytophthora nicotianae INRA-310
Lineage: Eukaryota; Oomycota; Peronosporomycetes; Peronosporales; Peronosporaceae
Exons: 1
Coding region: 1-618 (205 amino acids)
Biological process (GO): protein localization to ciliary inversin compartment
Cellular component (GO): ciliary inversin compartment
Molecular function (GO): protein binding
Source: RefSeq, a predicted model, not a curated record